This is a messenger RNA of Oldenlandia corymbosa var. corymbosa, 267 nucleotides long. The record is from the annotation of a GenBank genome assembly. Lineage: Eukaryota; Viridiplantae; Streptophyta; Magnoliopsida; Gentianales; Rubiaceae.
AUGGCUGCAAAUUCAUCCCAAAUCACCCUAAAGCUUCUGGUGGACACAAAGAGCAAAAGGGUUUUGUUUGCUGAACCUGGGAAAGAUGCAGUUGAUUUCCUGUUCCACAUAUUGACUUUGCCAAUGGGUACUGUCAUUAGGCUUCUCACCAAGCAAAAAUGGUGGGUUGCCUUGGAAACCUAUAUGACAGCGUCGGAAUUCUUGACGAAACAUACAUCCACCAAACCAAGACAAAGAAAACCUUCUCGAACCGAAAACCUUAGUUGA